AUGGCUUCAACAACAGGCACUACUGCAUCGGGCGACCCGGAUAUGGCCCUCAUAGGUGAGCUCAUGGAAGAAAUGUCGCGACACCCGCCAGCUAUAGGAGCCAGAAAGCUUCUCGUUGAACACUACAUCUCAGUUGGAUGGUUGGAGGCCGCUAUGGAUAACACCAAAGAGUUGAAGAGCCUGGCCCCAGGAGACUUAGACGUCAAGGCAUUUCUGCAGAUGCUUGAGAAGAAAUCUGACGCUCCAGCGCCAGAGAAAAAGAGAAUAUCAAAGCCUGCACCCGACCAGCUUGAGUGGGAUCCCAAGGCUGGCCAAUACAAGAAAAAAACGGUACCAAAACUGCCGACGACGACGAAGAAGCACGAGACUCCGACAGUUGAGCUGGACGGCGAUCUGGACGCUGCACGACAAGACCUUACUACAGGAUAUAGGGCUUUACGUGCAAAGGCUACCUACAUUCUAGCUGACUUGCUAAAUCUGCAAGCGCUCCAAAAGAAGGCAGGAACUCCCCAAUCCAGUCGUACGGUCAAGAUUCAGGCCAUCGUAGAGGGGAAUGGAGGUCGCUCAACCGUCAAAACGGGCCUACCAGGCAGUGCUCGAUCAGUAGCGCGUACUGUCAAAGAUCAUUCCAAUGAGGCAACCAGUCUGAUCAUUACCGACUUAGAGGAUACCAUGAGAUGGGUCCGUACGCCCUACGGGAAGCCCUCUGGCGCAAGUGCUGAUACCGUUCGGGACGCCCUCGUAAAGCGCAAGCAGGCGAUAGAGUCCGCCUUACCAGACAAUCUAAAGAUACACGGCGAACUCGCACUCAUGCACAUUGAACACGAGAACCUUGAAAGAAACUACGUCAAUACUGAAACGAUGCUGGGCGACGAGGUCAAGGAUAUAACUAGAGCAAACUUCUAUGUUACAGAGGACAACUACGCAUGGGAUAUGGAGGAGCUAGUACAAGCCAUCACCGUCGGAAAAGGUGUGAUGAGGAAUCCUCUAAGCAAAGAAAUGUUCACGCCCAAGGACGUCAAGGGCAUAUGUACACAUCCCCUCGGCAAAGACCUUGCUGCCCUCGCAGUCGAACAACACGAGUUAUCCAAAGGUGUGCGUCCGAGAACUAUCGAAGAAAUGGAUAAACUCUGCAAAAUCCUUCUUGAAGACCAAACUAGCGAUACACUGCCAAGCCGAAAAGCAGUCGACGAGUUCCUCGCGUACAUAGCAACAUCAGUACCCGAUCGUGAACAACAAGCCGUUGAUGGCUUCAAGUGCCCUGCGAGGGAUAGCCACACCGGUCAGGCCUAUGACUUCAGCAUCGGAGAGGCUGUACGCGAUGCUAAGGGCAAUCGCGUCUGCUUCCACAAAACGGGUGACUUCAUCAAGCAGGCAGCUGCUUACCUACGCCAGAAUCGUGGGGUGGCGCCGUCAGAUGCGGAAAAAUGCGUAGCGAUGUGAUGUCUUGGUUCGGAAGUAUUGCAUGGAGCUACAGCUGGAUCUACGCUUAGGGAAGAGAUGUCGCGAAGGCGUAGCUGAAACUGCCUUGUCCGUAACUGCAGCUGUGCGUUUGGUAUCGCGGUCUUCCUUUGGAAGAGUUUCAUUGGGACACGUUCGUUAGUGUGGUAAGACAAGAUUCGGCUUGCAGCAGUCUGCCUGAACUCAUGGCAUGUUUUAGGUCAUGGCAACAUGAUUGGUACAUAACGGCAUCUUAGUCUCAGUCGGUACCAGUAAUAUGUAUGCUUCGUUUAUGUACACUGAAUGCUACCGCCACAAGGCACCACAAGGCAGUCUUCUACCCCACUGACUACCCCACCAACUGUCCCACCUUGUCCCACGUCUACAGGGCUU
Molecule: messenger RNA, 1833 nt
Organism: Dothidotthia symphoricarpi CBS 119687
Lineage: Eukaryota; Fungi; Ascomycota; Dothideomycetes; Pleosporales; Dothidotthiaceae
Exons: 2
Coding region: 1-1443 (480 amino acids)
Source: RefSeq, a predicted model, not a curated record